Pipistrellus kuhlii (Kuhl's pipistrelle) is the source of this 2506-nucleotide messenger RNA. It is a transcript of the gene SIX3, whose product is annotated as SIX homeobox 3. Bases 235 to 1236 code for a protein of 333 amino acids. Gene Ontology annotation, molecular function: RNA polymerase II cis-regulatory region sequence-specific DNA binding; DNA-binding transcription factor activity, RNA polymerase II-specific. The transcript has 2 exons. NCBI's taxonomy places the organism in Eukaryota, Metazoa, Chordata, Mammalia, Chiroptera, Vespertilionidae. Gene Ontology annotation, biological process: brain development; eye development; regulation of transcription by RNA polymerase II. Gene Ontology annotation, cellular component: transcription regulator complex; nucleus. The record is from RefSeq and is a predicted model, not a curated record.
GUGUGUGCGUGUGGAUGUGUGUGGGGUGUGGGUGUCCCUUACGCCCUUCCUCUUCCCCCUCCUCCUCCUCCUCCUCCUCCUGCUCCCCCCUCCUCUCCUCUCCCUCCUCCUCCCCCCUCUCCUCUCCCUCCGCCCGGUCCCCGGCGCCCCUCUCCUCCUCCUCCUCCUCCUCCUCCUCUUCCUCCCCUCGCUCUUCCUCUCCCUGAAUUCUCUCCUCUCCUCCCAGGUCAGUCCAUGGUAUUCCGCUCCCCCCUAGACCUCUAUUCCUCCCACUUCUUGUUGCCAAACUUGGCCGAUCCUCACCACCGCUCCCUACUUGUGGCGAGCGGCGGCUGCGGCGGCGGCGGCGGGACCGGUGCGGGCGGCGGCGGCGGCGGCACAGGCGGCGGCGGGACCGGUGCGGGCGGCGGCGGUGCUGGCGGAGCAGGCGGCGGCGGCGGCGGCUCCAGGCCCCCCCCGGAAGAGUUGUCCAUGUUCCAGCUGCCCACCCUCAACUUCUCGCCGGAGCAGGUGGCCAGCGUCUGCGAGACGCUGGAGGAGACGGGCGACAUCGAGCGGCUGGGCCGCUUCCUCUGGUCGCUGCCCGUGGCCCCCGGGGCGUGCGAGGCCAUCAACAAGCACGAGUCCAUCCUGCGCGCGCGCGCCGUGGUCGCCUUCCACACGGGCAACUUCCGCGACCUCUACCACAUCCUGGAGAACCACAAGUUCACCAAGGAGUCCCACGGCAAGCUGCAGGCCAUGUGGCUCGAGGCGCACUACCAGGAGGCCGAGAAGCUGCGCGGCCGCCCGCUCGGCCCCGUGGACAAGUACCGGGUGCGCAAGAAGUUCCCGCUGCCGCGCACCAUCUGGGACGGCGAGCAGAAGACGCACUGCUUCAAGGAGCGGACUCGGAGCCUGCUGCGGGAGUGGUACCUGCAGGACCCCUACCCCAACCCCAGCAAGAAACGCGAACUGGCGCAGGCCACCGGCCUCACGCCCACACAAGUAGGCAACUGGUUCAAGAACCGGAGGCAGCGCGACCGCGCCGCGGCGGCCAAGAACAGGCUCCAGCACCAGGCCAUCGGACCGAGCGGCAUGCGCUCGCUGGCCGAGCCGGGCUGCCCCACGCACAGCUCGGCAGAGUCGCCGUCCACGGCGGCCAGCCCCACCACCAGCGUGUCCAGCCUGGCGGAGCGCGUGGACACCGGCACCUCCAUCCUCUCGGUAACCUCCAGCGACUCGGAAUGCGAUGUAUGAUGCCCAAGGCCGCCCUCCAGCCCCCCACCCCAUCUCCGCUCCGUGUCCCCCUUCUCCUCCUUGACCUCCUCCUCGUCCUCCUCCUCCUGCCCCAGAACAAACCGGUAUCAGGACGCACCAUCAUACACACACACACACACACACACACACACACAAGCACACUCGACCCACCCCAGCCAAAAAUAUAUAUUUAAAAAAAAAACAAGAAAAAUAAGUUUGAACGCAAACCAUCAGCAACCCCCAACCACCUUUCACCAUCUCGGCCACCCCAGAGGACUGCUACGGUCAACAGACAGCCACAAGCGCUGGUGUUGUGGGCAGACAACAUAAAAGACGUGACCAUUGUAUACUUUCUAGGACACGCACGGCUUCUCCUUUCGGUUCCCACGGACCCGGCACCCCACCUGCAUGACGAUUUAUUUGUAUCUGGGAAAAUAUUCUCUCUAGUUUAAAACGGUUUUAAAAAAAGAGUCGACUGUACAAAAGCCACCACCAUGAUGACAAGACAACAAAAGCAAAAGAGACAAAAAAAAAGAGGAAAAAAAAUAAAACCGCCAUCUCCUUUUGGAAUUUGUUUAAAAAGAAAGAACUCCUGGAGAGGGAAAUGUUUCUUGCCUUUUGUUGCUCUCUCUCUCUCUUUUCUCCUCUCUCUCUUUCUCUCCCUCUCUCCUGUUUUUAAGUCCAAGUAUUGGUCAAACAAGAUGCAAUUUUCUGUUUUUUUGUUCAGCAGACAAUCAUUUUCUUCGUAAGCACCUUUUUCUCUCCACUCUGUCACUGCCUGUGUGGGUACUGGUUAUAAAUGUGGAAAAAGAAUAGUUAUGACUGUAACAGAUUUUUAUUUUUAUUUCAAAAUUUUAUAUGAAUUAUGUAUAUCUUAAUGAUUGGUCAUUUUCCCAGUUUGUAAUAUAUGUGUAGAAAUUGCCUGUAUAUGAUAAUUGCUUUUUCUCCUCUCCCUUCCUCUUUCUUUCUCUCUUCUUCUCCCUCCUUCUCCCUCCUCCCCCGCUCACCUCUUUGCUUUUGGGGGUUCCUCUCCCGUUGGGUGUUUCAGGCGUGCUCUUCCGGGCUGGGGUAGGAAGAGGGACCCCGUCAACAGCAAAAGCGGCGAGUGAGACCGUAGUAUUCUUAAGCAAAAGCUAUUUCAAGUAUCUCCUAGCUGCUUUGGCGAUAUCUCUCACUCCCUGUAGAGCGCUUUUACUGUUAUCUUAACUGCGUGUUUAUCUAUAUGUAAAAACUUUCUAAAGCAAAUACAGUAUUCUCCAUUUUCUUAUUA